AUGUCUAGAAAUAUUACUCAAGAACCAAAAGACCAGGCGCCGUUGCACAGAGAUGUUCCGGAGACUGAACACAAUGUCCAGAGGCCCGCAAUUGCAUCAUUGGUUGGGACAACCAAACCUGUUAUGGUUUUCACCCGCCCAGAGCCACCAUCAAAGCCUAGAUCUUACAUGCCCCAGGAAUCGGUCAAGCCCCGUGUUGCUAGAAAGUUUCCAGUCAUAGAGAAGAAGGUGUCAAAAAAGCAAAAAGUGACACCAGCAUCUUCCUUCAAGAUGAAGAAAGACUUUGAUGUUAGGUCAGCUGAAGACAGUGAUGACAGUAGCACGUCUUCCAGUUCUGAUUCCCAGGAUAGUGAGGACUUGGAAAAAAGAGUAAAACGUAGUAAGAAGAAAAAGAAAAAGCAUUUGAGGAAGUCCCAGACCUUGGCUACAUCAGAGCAAGGUCAAGUUGGCAGUGGUGACCCCACAAGCUCCUUGUCUCCUACAGCAGACAGAUUGCCUCAUGUGGAGGAACCUCCUGCUACUGACUCAAAAUGGGACCACAACAGUGCAAAGGGAACCAUAGAAAGAGCAACCAUAAGUGUGGUGUCACCAGUUAAGACCACAGCCAGGUCGGUAGAUGAAAUAAUAGCCUCGCUGCGGUCUCCUCAGUCAUAUACGGCUUCAGACUUGAUGAUAAAGGAGUUAAUGGAGAGUGUAUUAGGACUGGACUAUAACAUAACAUCUGGGGAAACUACGGAGGAGAAAACCCAUGAAGAAGAAAAAGAGACAAUUCAGCCUCAUCUGGACGAUCCUGAAACAUCACAGGCAGAAGCUCAGCCUCCAGAGCAGCCUGAGCUCCAGGUUCCUGAGGCAGACACCACACUGAUGGAUCCCAGGCUUUCUACUGAAAUGUCUCUUUUCAUGGAUAAAGAUGACGAAGAACCAAGUCACCAAAGGUCCAGGUCCACUGGGGAGCAAACCAUUAAAUCAGUGAAGACGGAGGAAAUUACAGAAGAAGAAGCCAAAGAAAUCCUCAAGUCAUCGUCACAGAUCUCCAUCUCGGACAUCAUUCAUGUGAAAGGAGGUGCAGCGCCACUGACGAGACGCGAGACACCAAAGAUUCGACCUUCUGCGGCUCUUCUUGCCACCUGGACGCCAAGAGCAAAAUUUGGUGAACAUCAGACAAUCCAUCACCUCUGCACCUUGUCACCCAACCAUGUCCUACCAAGCUACCUUCAAGUGUCUUCACGGGUGCAUCACACAGUGGACAGAAAAGGCCAUAAUAUCGAGCUGAAUGUUACCAUCGCGCCCGAAAGGAACCAAGUAAUUGACGCCAAAUACGGCUUGCCAAAUGGCUGUGAAGAAGAAGACUGGGGGCCUCUACAGGAUGGAAUUUCAGCCUCUUCAUUACCGUCUCUGGACCAGAAGGGUGGUGUUGUUACCCUGCCUCCUCGAAAUCCACAGAGCCUACCGCAGUGGCAGAAGAUUGCUGAAUAUUAUGUGGAAGGACCCCGAAUGCAGCUUGUUGGAGAACAGGCUUUUCUGAACCCAGGAACGCUGAAGAUGUUCUGGGCUCCAGCUCCUCCCAAAUUCUCAUCUCCUCUGUCACUGAUGCAGAAGACCCUGUUCGCCAAGUAUGAGAGCUGCUUGGAUGAACAGGAUGAAGUAGAAGAAUUUGCGUCCAUUCAGGCAGAGAGCGAGUCGUCAGAUGAGGAGAAUGUAGAAGACCUGGCGAUGCUGGACAGAAUUUUAUCUCGGAGAUAUCAAUCAUUGCCAGAUGUCCAUCUGUCAUCUUCAUCUGCUGGAUCGUCAAUGAAAUCAAUCUCUACCCCAGAUCUAUCAGUCCAUAGGGAAAGUAUGUUUCAUCUUUCAGCUGACUUUCAGACCAGUAUGAAAGAGCUGGAAAUGUGGAAGCAGCAGUGUUACAAGUCAGAAAUAACUCUACCAGCUGGUCCUGGUGUCCAUAAUGAAGUUCAUGAAGAAGAAGAAGCACAAGCUGCAGGGCCUCUGCCACACAGCACCCUGAAGCCAGUCUUACCUGUGGAGAAAGGCAAUGAGUCCUUUUCUUCUGAUUCUGGAGUUGUCACAGCUCACGUCUUAAAAAGUGUUAUUCCCUUUAAGAAUAAAUUAAAGGAAAAGAGAAGACUCCUGCAUCCAUCAAAGUUCCAGGGAGUUCUACAGAAGCUGAACCAACCACCCUGCACCAUACAAAGAUCUAUAUCCCUGGUAAGAACACCAGUCAGACCAAGCUCUGCUCAGCGUCUGAGGAGCAAAAGUCUUCCACCCCAGCUAGAUUUUUCUUGCUUCUUGAAGACACACGGUGGCUUCCAGACUGGUCAGGAUAUUCGUGAAUGGGUGAGAGAUAUCUGGAACAAUUGGUUUGAUGAGGUUUUUCCACCAAGUCAGGCAUCGGUUGAGGAUGACCACAAGUAUUUUGAUAUGACUGGCGUCAUUCAUACUGAACAAGUUGCCAAGGAGGAAACGUCAUGGACCAUUGGAUUGGAUUCAAUACCUGCACUUCUGGUUGAAGACCCAGCAGCAUCAGUACAAGAUGUAAUGGGAGAGAUUUCUGAUUUGACCAAUCGAAUAGAACAACAGAAGACACCUUCGAUAUUUCACUACUGUAGAAGGGGUGCACUUCACAGAAAGAUUGGGAAUUUAACACUGGCUCUUCAAGAUUUGGACUUGGUUAUAAAACAUGAACCACAACUGCUGGAUGCAUAUUGGCACCGACAUUUAAUUUACCUUCUGCAAGGCAAGACAAGCGAAGCUUUGGAUGACCUGAACCUUAUUACUAAAUAUAAUAAAACUCACGCAGAUGCCUACUUGUCCAAAGCUGAGAUCUACAAGCAGAAGAAAGACUACACCAUGUCCAUCAUGAAUUACACGCAAGCUCUUAAAUGUAGACCUACUGAUGAUGACAUAUAUUACCGGCGAGCACACAUGUAUGAGGCUCAGGAUGAGCUCAUAAUAGCAAUGGAUGACUAUGCACAGUGCUUCUACCAUAACCCCAGCCGCACUGAUGCACUCAUGAAGCACGGGGUGUACUAUUUCGAGAAUGGCAACUGGAAUGUCUCUGUGCAGGAUUUCACUGCAGUCAUCAAACAGGACUUUGACAACAUAGAGGCCAGAAUGUACCGUGGAAGAGCUUACACUAAACUCGCCCGCCAUGACGAGGCGGCAGAGGAUUUUUCAUCUUGCAUUCACUUGGAUCCGAGAAACUGGAUGGCUUUUUAUUAUCGGGGAUGCCUAUUGCGUAAAUGCUAUCGAAAGCACGCACUUCAAGACUUCAGCAUCUCUGUGUUUCUUCAUGAUGGAUUUGAGAACCUCAAUGCCUUUCUUCAUCGUGGCGUACUCUACACAGACCUGGGCCUGUGGGAUGAGGCUGCUUUCGAUUUUGAACACGUCCUUGCCUUAGAUAAAUCCGUGCCUGUGGCACAUGUGAACCUGGGUCUGAUUUGCCUGCUUCACCGAGACCAGUACUCUCUAGCAGUGCGCCACUUCUCUGCAGCGAUAAAAGUCGACCCUCUAUGUAUCCGAGCAUAUCUCUGCAGGGCACAGGCCUACAGACAGAUGAAAGAUUUGCGUAGUGCCUUGAAAGAUGUAACACGUGCCAUUCAUCUGCGCCCAGACUCCCCUGAACCCUAUAUCAUUCGGGGACAGUAUCUCUAUGAAAUGAAGAGGUAUGACCUUGCCAGCUUCUGUAUUCAUUAUGCAGCGGAGAGGACUCAAGGUUCCUCACCAGUACAGCAAGCCCUUGUGCAGUCCUUCCACCAGCAGUACAACAGUGCCAUAGACUGCUUGGUGUCUGCCAUAAAGGAUAAACCAGUUCCAGCUCUGAUAGUCCUGUUGGGUAAAAUUAAAAUGAAGGCCAAGAAAUACAAGGAAGCGAGUGAAAGCUUCAGACAGGCACUUGACCUCCUGGACCAAUUAGAUGAGAGGUCACCCACCACUGACAAGGCCGACAUCUUCUACCUGCUGGGCCUGUGCUACAUGGAGCAAUUUAAGUUUUUGCAGGCCCUUGAGGCGCUGACCAGUGCCGUGAGAAAUCGCUCUGGUUUUUGCGAUGCUUAUUAUCAACGUGGACUCUGUCGCAUGCGUCUCCAGCAAUCAAAGUGUGUGCAGGAUUUUAACAAAGCUCUCCAGAUAAAUCCAGGACAUUUCCAGGCCUUUUUGUGCCGAGCAGCUUUCUAUGGAUUUAGAAAGAGAUAUUCCAAAGCCAUCAUGAAUUGCAAUGCUGCAAUCAAAGUGCAGCCGCACAGCGUAAGAGCUUAUCUCUACAGAGGAGCACUAAAGUACUACAUUAAGGCAUAUAAAUUGGCAAUUCAAGACUUAACAAAAGCCACAGAGUUGGAUCCGUCUUGCUCCCUUGUGUAUUACAACAGAGGAGUCUGCUACCAUCAGAUCAAGAUGUACGAAGAGGCACUGAAGGAUUACGGUAUUGUUCUUCUACUUGGAGGAUGGAAGGAAGUAGAUCUUAAGGUUCUUGUCAAUCGUGGACUACUGUACCUUGAAUUACAUGACUACGCCAAUGCACUAGAGGAUUUUAAAGCUGUGGCUAUGAAAACUCCUGGUGAUAUGAAGAUCCAUCAGGUUAUAGGGAACUGUCAUCACAGGUUACAGCAGUAUGAUGAAGCCGUGCGGUCAUUCAGCCAAGUGUUAGAAAUAAACCCGCUGACUCCUGAGGGCUACAUUGGCCGUGGCAAUGCAUUCAUGGAAUAUGGGCACCAAGAGGGCAUUAAGCGUGCUCAGAUGGACUUUGUGAAGGCCCUUCACCUGAAACCCACAUGUAUUGCAGCAAGGAUCUGUCUGGGAUAUAAUUUCCAGGCCCAAGGACUUCUUCAACGAGCUUGGAACCAGUUUACUGUGGCCCUGGAUAUUGAUGCAAGAAGCAUGCUGGGAUUUGAGGGACGUGCUAUUGUAAAUUUGCAGAUUGGGGACACAUUUGCUGCUCUGCAGGAUAUGAAUGCUGCGUUAAAGCUUGGUGUGACUGCACAACUGCUCACAAAUCGAGGAGUCAUCCAUCAGUUCAUGGGGAAGUUACCCAAUGCGAUGCGGGAUUACCAGUCAGCAAUUACUGCCAAUCCCAAGUAUUCAUUGGCUUACUUCAAUGCAGCAAACCUAUAUCUCCAUAACCGGCAGUUCUCACAGGCUGAAGAAUGCUACUCCCUUGCCAUAGACCUGGAUCCUGAGAAUGAAUCAGCUGUUCUGAACCGUGGGAUCACAAAUAUGCUUCUACAAGAUGCACAAGGAGCACUGGAGGAUUUUCAUAGGGUCCUAGACCUCUGUCCAGUAUCUUCUGCUGCAUAUUUCAACCGCGCCACUUUACAUAACACUUUACAUGAAUACCAGCAAGCCGAAAGCGACAUAUCUCAAGCUUUGCUUCUUCAACCUGGAGAUCCCCUGAUGUACAAGCUGAGAGCGGACAUAAGAGGAAAAAUGGGACUGGCUAAAGAAGCCAUUGAGGAUUAUGAGCAAGCUAUAACAAUAUUACAACAGUCUUCCCAGACUCAGGGACUCGCCAAAGUGGAAAGGCAUCAUUGACAUAUUGGGGACGUCAUUUCAGGGCAUUGGUCUGGAUCUGUUCCUUGUAUGCUCACACAUGUAAGAACCUUAAAGGGGAUUUCUUAUCUCAGCAAUUGUGGUAUAUUGCUGGGAUAUGCUACAAAUGUCAGAUAGGUGCAGGUCCUACCUUUGGGAACCGCUCCGAUCUCCAGGACAGUGAAAGCAGAGCAGCUGCCCAUGCACAUCUUCUAUUCACCGCUAUAGGAUUUCCAAAAAUAGCCAAGUGCUGGCUCAGCUAUUUUCAGCAGUCCCAUAGUGGUAAAUGGAGGUGGUCGUACUUGUGCGGCUUGCUGUCCGUUCACUGCUAUGGAACUUAUAAAAAUAGCCAAGUGCGCUUGCUCGGGUAUUAGUCUCAUAGCAGUGAAUGGACAGAAUGUGGUGUGCCCUACUUCACAUCGGGGGCCCGUUUUGGAGAUAGGAGCAGGUCCCAGAAGUGGGGCCAGCACCUAUCUGACAUUUGUGACAUAUCCUUAAUGAUAUGCCAAAAAUGCUGAGAUUGGACAAACCCUUUAAGACGUUUUUCUAAAAGUUUGUGAACCUGCACGGAAUCAUUGCGAAUCCUUGAAUGCCUCAAAUGUGAGCAGUAGGCUGCGUUGACUUGUUGACAUUAUAUCCAUAGGGAUGGCAUAUCAUGAAUGCUUUGUCCACUGGACUUCAAGAUGCCAUGGACAAAACAUCAGCAUGGCCUUUAGCCAUUGCAUAAUGUAAUCAAGUCUCAUGACAUCACUAUAGACACAGUUCUGGAGCGCAAGGGACUGAAGAAGAAUUUUGUGUUUUUGUUUUUUAAUUAUCGAAGAUUCCUGGUCUUUGUGAAGAAUUUGGUAAGUUCCUGAAAAGCCACUUAAACCUUG
Bufo bufo (common toad) is the source of this 6395-nucleotide messenger RNA. It is a transcript of the gene TTC6, whose product is annotated as tetratricopeptide repeat domain 6. Bases 1 to 5523 code for a protein of 1840 amino acids. Lineage: Eukaryota; Metazoa; Chordata; Amphibia; Anura; Bufonidae. Gene Ontology annotation, molecular function: protein binding. The record is from RefSeq and is a predicted model, not a curated record. The transcript is spliced from 31 exons.